AUGGACCCUCUCUGGCAGUACCAGUUCCACAUCCUCCUCCUAGGAGACUCAAAUGUGGACAAACCAUCCUUGUUGAGAAACUACGUGGAGGGCAUCUUUGUCGAGGGUGUCGCCCAGGCAGUGGCGGUGGACUUCUCCGUGCCCUUCAUGGAGGCAGAGCCUGGGGGUCCAGCUGGCCAGGAAAGGUCACCACCCACCCCUCAGGGGGAGAGCCCACCCAUCAGGAAGAGAAGCGGCCUUGGUGGCCGUGACAAAGAUGAACUCUGGACCAAGAGCACAGGAACUUGGCAGGAGGCCUUUUGCGGCUUGGUAAUCACCAACAGAACAUCCUUUGAGAGCGUCCCCCAGCGGCAUCGGGAGGUUCUGGAGAAAGCAAAACCCUCCAACAUCCUCUUCCUGGUGGUAGGCCACAAGAGUGACCUGGUGGUUGAGGGAGAGGUGAUGCCGGGGGGAGGGGAGAAGCUGGCUGCCUCCUGGGGCGCUCACUACGUUGAGACCUCAGCCGAAAGCAACAGUGACAUCAGCACAGCUUUCAAGCUGCUCACUCAAGAGAUCUAA
Balaenoptera musculus (blue whale) is the source of this 558-nucleotide messenger RNA. Its product is annotated as ras-related protein Rab-39B-like. Gene Ontology annotation, molecular function: GTPase activity; GTP binding. Lineage: Eukaryota; Metazoa; Chordata; Mammalia; Artiodactyla; Balaenopteridae. Bases 1 to 558 code for a protein of 185 amino acids. The transcript is spliced from 2 exons. The record is from RefSeq and is a predicted model, not a curated record.